AUGAGUGCGACGAAGCGGCACCGCGAGGAAUCCUUGGAUUCUACCAAGAAGCAAGUGAAGCGCAACGAUGCGAGCAUAUCAGACGAGCGUCGAGAAAAAUUGCUGCUCCUUGCGAUGGCACCGUAUGAACGGCACAAGCUCCUCGUCAACACAUAUCUCCUAACGAAGCCGGGCGACACCAAGAUUUUUGAGAGGGACACGUCGAACGAUCGAACGCCGUUCGAUGCCCUUGUGGAGCAUCAUCGGUUUGUUUGGAAAGCCAGCGACUCUGAAAUAUCGUGGGAAGGUCGUCUGGCGAAAAGAUAUUACGAUAUGUUGUUCCGGGAGUAUGCCAUCUGUGAUUUAUCUCAGUAUAAAACAGGUAAUGUUGCCAUGCGUUGGCAAACAGAAAAAGAAGUACAGACAGGGAAAGGCCAAUUUAUUUGUGGUAGCAGGAAGUGUCAUGAAUCUGCCGGUUUACGGACUUGGGAAGUACCAUUCAGGUAUCAAGAGCAAGGCGAGAAGCGGACAGAGCUAGUUAAACUCCGGCUUUGUGCGGCGUGCAGCAAGAAAUUAAAUUAUGGACAUGGGAAACGAGAGGUGACGAAGUCCAGAAAUAAAAGAUUGAAGGAAGAACGGAAACCAGCUGCCACAGAUGAAGUUGCCGAGGCCAGCACAAGUGAACCAAGGACGCGUCCGUCCGAAGUUGACGAGAAACCUAUUGUGGAAAAGACCGAAGGAAGUACGAAUCGUGCGUCAGAAGAUAUUUCUGCAAUAUGGUCAGCACCUGCUCCGGCUUCAGAAGAGGAAGGAUUAUCCAGAGAUGAUGAAUUCCAAGCGUAUCUGGAAGAUUUGUUUUUGUAGUAGUGAUGAAUAAAUUAUUUUGUGUUGAUA
This is a messenger RNA of Notodromas monacha, 873 nucleotides long. The record is from the annotation of a GenBank genome assembly. Lineage: Eukaryota; Metazoa; Arthropoda; Ostracoda; Podocopida; Cyprididae.